Messenger RNA from Grus americana (Whooping crane), 1964 nucleotides. It is a transcript of the gene CCZ1, whose product is annotated as CCZ1 homolog, vacuolar protein trafficking and biogenesis associated. The transcript is spliced from 15 exons. The record is from RefSeq and is a predicted model, not a curated record. NCBI's taxonomy places the organism in Eukaryota, Metazoa, Chordata, Aves, Gruiformes, Gruidae. Gene Ontology annotation, cellular component: Mon1-Ccz1 complex; intracellular membrane-bounded organelle. The coding region runs from base 118 to 1584 and encodes 488 amino acids. Gene Ontology annotation, biological process: vesicle-mediated transport.
GGGACGAGGGGGAGAAGGCGGAAGUGCUGUGGAGCCGGUGCCGGCGGAGGGCCCUGGGCUGCUCCCUGAUGGUGUGUGGCGGCUGCUGGCCCCAGGCGCGCUUGCUUCAGGCUCACUAUGGCGACGGCGGCGGCGGGGGGAGCCGGCCAGGAGAAACAGCUCGCUCCGACCCUGCUCAGUUUCUUCAUCUACAACCCCAAACUGGGCCCCAAAGAGGGAGAGGAAGAAAAGAAGAUUCUCUUCUAUCACCCAAACGAAGUAGAAAAGAAUGAAAAAAUUAGAAAUGUGGGACUAUGUGAAGCUAUAGUACAAUUCACAAGGACCUUUAGUCCAACAAAACCUGCAAAAUCCCUACAUACGCAGAAGAAUAGACAAUUUUUCCAUGAACCUGAAGAAAACUUCUGGAUGGUCAUGGUUGUACGGAAUCCCAUAAUAGAAAAACACAAAGAUGGAAAGCCAGUCUAUGAAUAUCAGGAAGAAGAAUUACUGGACAAGGUCUAUAGUUCUGUCCUACAGCAGUGCUACAGCAUGUACAAGCUUUUCAAUGGCACAUUCCUGAAAGCCAUGGAAGAUGGAGGUGUAAAAGUUCUAAAGGAGAGACUAGAGAAAUUCUUCCAUCGGUACUUGCAGACACUGCAUUUACAGUCUUGCGAUCUGUUGGAUGUGUUUUGUGGGAUCAGCUUCUUUCCACUGGAUAAAAUGACUUACUUGAAAAUUCAGUCAUUUAUUAAUAGGAUGGAAGAAAGCCUGAACAUAGUCAAGUAUACUGCAUUUCUCUACAAUGAUCAGCUUAUCUGGAGUGGACUGGAACAAGAUGACAUGAGAAUUUUGUACAAAUAUCUCACGACAUCUCUCUUUCCACGGCACAUGGAGCCUGAGUUAGCAGGAAGAGAUUCUCCUAUACGUGCUGAAAUGCCAGGAAAUCUACAACACUAUGGAAGGUUUCUUACUGGACCUUUAAAUCUUAAUGAUCCGGAAGCAAAAUGCCGUUUCCCCAAAAUUUUUGUUAACACUGAUGACACUUACGAAGAGCUUCACUUAAUUGUUUAUAAGGCCAUGAGUGCAGCUGUCUGCUUUAUGAUUGAUGCUUCAAUUCCACCUACGCUGGAGUUUUGCCGUAAACUGGACAGCAUUGUUGGGCCUCAACUCACCGUCUUAGCGUCGGACAUAUGUGAACAAUACAACAUCAACAAGAGAAUAUCAGGGGCUGAGAAGGAGCCUCAGUUUAAGUUUAUCUAUUUCAAUCACAUGAACCUGGCAGAGAAAAGUACCAUUCACAUGAGGAAAACACCCAGUGUAUCACUUGCAUCUGUUCACCCUGACCUCAUGAAGAUUCUCGGUGACAUCAACAGUGACUUCUCCAGAGUUGAUGAAGACGAGGAAAUUAUUGUGAAGGCAAUGAGUGAUUACUGGGUAGUUGGGAAAAAGUCUGACCAGCGAGAACUGUAUGUUAUUUUGAAUCAAAAAAAUGCAAAUCUGAUUGAAGUUAAUGGUAAGGAUUGUUUUUUAUUACCUUUAAAUACAGUUACUACUAAAAUGUAUGUCCCUGGAGAAGUAAUAAAAUCCAUCUCACAAGAAAUCUAGAGAGGGAUUGAUCUAUGAUAGACCAGAAGAAGUGAAGAAACUUUGUGCAACACAGUUUAAUAAUAUUUUCUUCUUGGAUUGAUCUGCAAAGGGCUGAUUUAUUGAAGAUGUCAAUGUCAGACACUUGUUCAACACGAAAAGUUAUUAGUCAUAUUAUUGACUGGAAUAAUGACAAUAGUAAAGCAAUACUUGCUUUGUAAGAAUCAAAAUUUAUACUAAAAUCUGUAAACUCUGAUCAUAAAAUUUUUAGAUUUUAAAAAUGUUUAUGUGCAAACUAAUUAAAAACCAGUCCAAAUUCAUCUGUACCAUUCCAUUCCAAUAUCGUUAUGUGAAUAUUUUACUGGAAAAUAAAAUUAAUAAUUGUUACACUUUUAAGGGCA